AUGGGCGCCAAGCGGCGCGCGGCGGCGGCGGCGGCGCCGGGGAAGAAGCGCGGGAAGGAGGCGCCUCGCGCCCAGCUCUGCGCGGGCCUCGGCGACACGGCGCUGCGGGAGCGGGCGGCGGCGGCGUGGCGCGGCGGGGAGCCGCUCCGGCACGAGGCGGCGGUGCUGGAGCCGGCCCCGUUCCGGCACGGCGUUAUCCCGGGCUUCCUGGCGGGCUCGGCCUUCGCGGAGGCGCUGCGCGACGAGCUGCUGCGCCUGGAGUUCCGCAGGCGGUGCAACGACCUGCUGUCGCUGCGGCAGUCCGAGGAGCUGGGGGGAAGGCCGGAGCCGCACGUCGCCGCGCUGAGGCAUGCCCUGUGUGAGGAAUUCAGAGCGUGGCUUUCUGCUGUGACCCAGAUUGAGCUGGAGCCAAUCAUUGACAUCUCCUGUGCAAAAUAUGAGUAUACUGAUGUCUUGCUGUGCCAUGAUGAUGAGCUGGAGGGUCGGAGAGUUGCCUUCAUCCUGUACCUUGUGCCACCCUGGGACAGCAGCGAUGGAGGAACGCUGGAUCUCUAUGGCACAGAUGAGCACUUUCAGCCACAGCAAAUUGUCAAGUCAUUAGUGCCUUCCUGGAACACCCUGGUUUUCUUUGAAGUGUCUCCAGUCUCUUUCCACCAGGUGUCAGAAGUGCUGUCGGGGAAGUGCCGCCUGUCCGUGAGCGGCUGGUUCCACGGGCCAGCCCUGGCCCGGCCAGCACGCCGGCCUGAAGCUGCCCUGCCCAGGAGCCCACACAUCCCCCACGAUCAUGAAAUCUUGUAUGAGUGGAUCAACCCAGUUUAUUUGGACAUGGACUCCCAGGCUCAGAUCCAGGAGGAAUUUGAGGAGCGAUCAGAAAUUCUCCUGAAAGAUUUCCUUAAGAAGGAGAAAUUCCAGCUGCUUUGUGGAGCUUUGGAGGACAAAGAUAUCCAGUGGAGCAGCCGAGGACCUGCCAAUAAAAGACUCUAUGAGACAGCAGAGGAAGACAGCCUCCCUGACAUCCUGAAGCAGUUCCUGCACUUCUUACGCUCCGAGGCCUUGUUUUUGCUGCUUUCCAACUUCACUGGCCUAAAGCUGCACUUCCUGGCUCCCUCUGAUGAGGAAGAAGAUGCAGGGGAAGGAAGAGCAGCAGACACUGCUGAGCACAGUGAUUCCAAACCUGAUCAGGAGACUAAGCAACACACUGAGAGCCCUCCCCAUCAGCCAGGGCAGCCUGACAGCAUCCCUGAGGCACAAGAGAGUGAGGCACAGAAGGGCUCGGGGCCGCCCAGCUGCGCGGGGGAGCUGAGGCGCUGGGCACACCGACACUACACUCUAGUCCAUGAUGCUCAAGCUACAGAAUUUGCUCUUGACCUGCUCUUCUUCUGUGGCUGCCAGGACUGGGAUCCAGACUAUGGUGGCUUCACUUCCUACAUUGCUAAAGGUGAAGAUGAAGAGCUGUUGACAGUGAACCCAGAAGAUAACUGCCUGGCCUUAGUGUACAGAGACAAGGAGACGCUGAAGUUUGUGAAGUACAUCAACCAGCGGAGCUCGGCUCGUGCGAAGCAGCGCCCUGGCACUGCUGCCUUCUGGGACUUCUCCUUUGUGUAUUAUGAGUGAGGGUGCAGAGUGUGCCCAUGGGCACACACACAGGGGCAAGGCUUCCCCCAGGCACCCAGCUGGGGCCUCUCUCAGCCCUGACAAACUUUUUCUGCUGGUACUUGAUCACACAGAGUCUGAGCUGUACCUACCACAGCAGGGGGAGUCCAGGGGGCUCCUGCACAGAAGGAAAUCCAGCCUGCUCUUGACUACGUGGCUGUCACACCCCUGCCAGCUGCUCCAUCAGCUUCCUGCCUGUUCUCCCAUGGAACUGGUGUGGUGGGACUUGUGUCAGGGGCAGCAUUCCAGCCGUGCCUUGCCCGGGGCUGAGCACUGAUUCCUAGUAAAGGGAAUAAUUGGGUCAGUGAAAUGUUUCCAUCCCUGGUCAAACAAGUUUUGUUACAAGAUGCCCAAGCCCUUUUUUAGGGCUUAAAAUUCGCUGUAGAAAUACAGGAGCUGGCCUGAGAA
This is a messenger RNA of Colius striatus (speckled mousebird), 2061 nucleotides long. RefSeq names its product 2-oxoglutarate and iron dependent oxygenase domain containing 1 (gene OGFOD1). The transcript has 13 exons. The coding region runs from base 1 to 1614 and encodes 537 amino acids. The record is from RefSeq and is a predicted model, not a curated record. Gene Ontology annotation, cellular component: cytoplasm. Gene Ontology annotation, molecular function: iron ion binding; L-ascorbic acid binding; peptidyl-proline dioxygenase activity. NCBI's taxonomy places the organism in Eukaryota, Metazoa, Chordata, Aves, Coliiformes, Coliidae. Gene Ontology annotation, biological process: regulation of translational termination; peptidyl-proline hydroxylation.